Molecule: messenger RNA, 1215 nt
Organism: Trichoderma aggressivum f. europaeum
Lineage: Eukaryota; Fungi; Ascomycota; Sordariomycetes; Hypocreales; Hypocreaceae
Exons: 2
Coding region: 1-1215 (404 amino acids)
Biological process (GO): L-histidine biosynthetic process
Molecular function (GO): pyridoxal phosphate binding; L-histidinol-phosphate:2-oxoglutarate transaminase activity
Source: RefSeq, a predicted model, not a curated record
AUGUCUCCCUUCAACCUCGAGACCUGCGCUCGCCCCAACAUCCUCGCCCUCCAGCCCUACCGCUGCGCUCGAGACGACUACAAAGACGACGGCACAAACAUCCUCCUCGACGCAAACGAAAACGCUUACGGCCCCUCCCUCUCCGCCGACGCCGUGUCCGUCGCCUCGCAAAGCAAGAAUGGCCUCGGCAUCGAUCCCCUCGGCCUGCACCGCUACCCGGAUCCUCACCAGGUCGACCUGAAGCAGCUGCUCUGCAAGCUGCGCAACACCCACGCGCACACGGACAAGACGCUCGCCGCCGAGAACCUCUUUGUCGGCGUUGGAAGCGAUGAGGCUAUCGAUGCGCUGCUGCGCUGCUUCUGCGUCCCGGGCAAGGAUCGCAUCUUGACUUGUCCUCCUACAUAUGGCAUGUACGCCGUCUCGGCUCAGGUUAAUGAUGUUGCUAUCGUCAAGGUGCCGCUGCUUCCUGCGCCGACUUUUGGCCUCGAUGUUCCCGCCAUCUCUGCUGCCUUGUCGUCCGACUCGACCAUCAAGCUGCUCUACCUCUGCUCGCCCGGUAACCCUACUGGUUCUCUCCUAGCCAAGGACGACGUUGUCGCCUUGCUCAACCACCCAUCAUGGAACGGCGUCAUUGUGCUUGACGAGGCGUACAUCGACUUUGCCCCCGAAGACGCCUCCCUCGCCGAGCUCGUCACCGAGUACCCCAACCUCGUCGUCAUGCAGACCCUCUCCAAGGCCUUCGGCAUGGCCGGCAUCCGCCUCGGCGCCGCCUUCGCCCCGGCCCCCAUCGCUUCUCUCCUCAACAGCCUCAAGGCGCCCUACAACAUCUCCAGCCCAACCAGCGCCCUCGCCGCCUCCGCGGUCAGCACAGAGGGCCUUGCCGUCAUGCACAGCAACCGCACCAAGAUCCUCACCCAGCGCGACCGAAUCAUUAAGGAGCUUCCUUCAAUUCCCGGCGUCGGCCGGCUUCGCGGUGGCACGGAAAGCAAUUUCCUGUUGUAUGAGAUGCUUAAUGCGGAGGGCCAGCCGGAUAAUGCCGUUGCGUUGGCCGUGUAUGAGAAGCUUGCUGAGACAAAGGGCGUGGUCGUGCGAUUUAGGGGUAAGGAGCACGGAUGUCUUGGGUGCUUGAGAAUCACCAUUGGUACAGAGGAGGAAGUAACAAGACUUUUGGAGGCGCUGAAGAAGACGUUGGCGGAAGUAAGAGCAAGUGCGUGA